Messenger RNA from Leptinotarsa decemlineata (Colorado potato beetle), 1305 nucleotides. Its product is annotated as CD63 antigen. Gene Ontology annotation, cellular component: plasma membrane. The record is from RefSeq and is a predicted model, not a curated record. Lineage: Eukaryota; Metazoa; Arthropoda; Insecta; Coleoptera; Chrysomelidae.
CACGGCCAAUCGAGUUCGGGUCAGUUUGAAGCGAAAGCACGUAGCGAAGUGAGUUCCAGACCAGCGCCAUUGAGAUUGUUAGACAUCUAGUAUUGUGUACAGAACGAAAAUAGUCGGUUUUCGAAUACAAACCGUACACUAGCCAAACAGUGUUUGUUCGUCAACGAAGGAGGAAGUACGCGUCUGAUUUCUGUGCCUUGUUUACAUUUGAGUGUGAGUAAAUUGUGUCAAAAUGGGCUGUGCCACUGGGAUAGUGAAAUAUCUGGUUUUCCUGGCGAAUUUAAUAUUCGCGUUGGCUGGCUUGGCCCUGGUGAUAGUUGGUAUAAUGAUAAAGUUGAAUGUUGGAGAGGCAUCUAGUAUCUUCCCCAAAGAAUUCGGCCUUGCACCUGUUCUUUCCAUCAUCAUCGGUGCUAUAGUUUUCAUCACCGCCUUCUUAGGAUGCUGUGGAGCUGUUAAAGAAAGCACGUGCAUGUUAACGACGUAUUCCAUAGUCCUUCUGACCAUUUUCAUCCUUCAAGUAGCCGUAGGCGUGUACGCAUUCCUGCAAAUCAAAGACAAAGGCAAAUUCGAACAGACUAUCCACCAAAGCGUUGAAACAACAUUCAAUAACAUGUACAAAAACCAAGAGUCCAACGAAACGAUGCAAGUUGCACAGAGAUUUUUGAGAUGUUGUGGUGUCAAUGGACCUUCCGAUUACAGUUCCAUCAGCAAGCCAAUUCCGAAUAGCUGUUGUCCGAACAUCCAUGUCGAAUGUAACACGCUGAACAAUAACGCGUACGAUGUUGGUUGUGCUCAGGAACUUGUCAGGCAACUGGAGAGAUACUCCAAAAUCAUUGGUGGUGUCGCGAUUGGUAUUGCUGUCGUUGAGAUCGUCGGAGCAGUUUUCGGCUUGUGUCUAGCAAGUUCUAUAAAAAAUAGCUACCGAAGGCAUAUCUAUGCGUGAAAAAUACCUGAAUUCUAACUUAUUGUUAACCUCGAAGUUAGUAUAGUAUAUUGCAUAGGACAUAUCCAUACGAGAAUCUACAUCCAGAGAAAAUAUUCUAGAAUCUCAAAAUGUUUGCAAAGCUUUAACGGGACUCAGUCGAAUGAAGUAUUCAAAAUGUGCAUAGUUGCCCCUCAUAUGGAUAUUUCUUAUGAAAAAAUUAAUACAUUAGGUUAAGAUUGUUUUGUUUCGUCAACAGAUUUUAAAUCUAGAUUUAUCUUGUAAUGUUACGAAGAGAGUGUAUUUUUGUAUAACAACAUAUUUGUGAUUGGUGUUUUAUAUCUUGAAGUUUUGUUACAUUAAAUGUAUGACCAAGAUCUUAA